Molecule: messenger RNA, 7176 nt
Organism: Daphnia magna
Lineage: Eukaryota; Metazoa; Arthropoda; Branchiopoda; Diplostraca; Daphniidae
Product: homeobox protein abdominal-A homolog
Exons: 6
Coding region: 1053-2150 (365 amino acids)
Biological process (GO): anterior/posterior pattern specification; negative regulation of transcription by RNA polymerase II
Cellular component (GO): nucleus
Molecular function (GO): DNA-binding transcription factor activity, RNA polymerase II-specific; RNA polymerase II cis-regulatory region sequence-specific DNA binding
Source: RefSeq, a predicted model, not a curated record
AUGGCGAGUUCGUGACCACGUGUUGAAUGGCGGUAGGAAGACAUUCUUUAACGGUGGAAAUCGUACCUCCUCUCCUUUUUCACAAGUUUCGACCAGAUAUCGCUUCAGCAACGUGUUUUCCUUCCUUUGCAUUAUUGGUGAUCUUGGUCGGAAUUGGCUGAGGAUCGCCGGAUGUAAUUCGUGAGCUGCCGAUUGUAUCUGAACGUCGGUUGUUCCCACAGCCGAAGGCCUACGCGGUUCGGAAACGCCAAGGAACUUGUGUAGGCCUUCAAUGCACCGUCGGCUAUGCCCGUAUAAGCAAAUGACGACAAAAAGAAGGGUGACGAUAUAUACGAAAAAUGAAUGGCGAAUUUUUAUUAGUAGCCCUCAUGACCAUACUCCCGACCGAUAAUGACCGGUUGGAUCACACACAAACCGGAGAAGAAAGGAAAAGGAAAAAAAAAGUGGCUGCCGCGGACUGAGAGUGGUCCAUCAAAUUUGUGUUACAACCCAUUCGGAUCGAGAGGUGAUGGCACUUUCGGACGACACAAACCAGAAGAAGAAGAAAAAAAAAAAAACUGCUUUUUCCUAACACGGCACACACAGUCGUCGGGAAAAAAGACACACGGCACACACACACACAGCCGUCUAAAACUACUACCGAGAGUGUAGAAGAUGAAAAAGAAAGGAAAUAAAACAACCUGCUGCUGUUUUUCCAGACGAAGAUGAGAUAUUAUUGGCCAUCAAGAAAGCAAUAAUCUUAAGCGACAGGUAGCUCAAGAGGACCAGAACACAGUGUGAUUAAAAUAUUGAGAACGUCAUCGAAUUUCAAAGAAUAUUCGAUCCCAGUUUGUUGAUUGUUGUUCGAGUCUUCUGAGUUUCGCUGUUUUUAUUCGCGUUCGUCCGAAGUUUCAGUUUUCUCGUUGGGGGUGCCGGUGGUGCUUUUGCUGGUUCAAGUUUUGGAGGUUUUCUUGGUUGUUCACAUUUUUUUGAAACCCUUCAACGUUUCGGUCGUGGACGCAGUCGUGUCCACUACCCUCCAAGCAGCCACGAAAAUUGAUCCGACGGCCAUAAUGAGUUCUAAGUUUUUGGACAGCAUGCUGACCAAAUACCAAGCGGAGGCGGCCGGUGCGGCAGCCGUUGCUGCCGGAGGUUCUAGCUACUCGUCACAACACGCUCGGAUGUAUCCGUACGUCUCUGCCAUGGGCCAGAGCGGCUUCCCUGGAGGCGUGGCGGGCUAUUCCAAUGCGUUGGCCAACGCGGCCGAAUCGGCGGCGGCUGCCACUGCAGCAGCCGCUCAAGCCGACAAGCAGUGUCGAUACACGGGCAGUGCAGCUGCUGCUGCAUCUAUGGCGGAAGCCAUGGUCAACUAUUCUCUGGGUGCGGCGCACCAAAAUGGCGUAGCCGGAGCGGCAGCGGCCAGUAUGGCCCAAGCGGCAGCGGCUAAUUUUUAUCAGCAAGCGGCGAGCGCCGGAGGUGCAGCGGCCGCUGCGGCUGCUGCAGCCGUCGGUGUCGAUCCCAACAACCCGCUGUCGGCCUGUUCGCAAGGCGGACCACCAGCUGGACUUGGCGCCCUGACCGGCGUUCAUUCCGGCGGUGGGCCAGACAUUCCGCGCUACCCAUGGAUGUCCAUCACCGGUUCUUUCGCCUCUCACGACGGUUUCUCACACGCUGGAAUCUGCUCAGGACCUAAUGGCUGCCCGAGAAGGAGAGGCCGCCAGACUUACACGCGCUACCAGACGCUCGAAUUGGAGAAAGAGUUUCACUUUAAUCACUACUUGACGCGGCGGAGGCGGAUCGAAAUCGCUCACGCCCUUUGCCUGACGGAGCGUCAAAUCAAAAUUUGGUUUCAAAAUCGACGCAUGAAGCUCAAGAAGGAGCUCAGAGCCGUCAAGGAAAUUAACGAGCAGGCCCGUCGUGAGCGCGAGGAGCAGGAGAGUUCGAUCCGCAAUAGCGCGGGAGACCACCACGACGGCGGUCACAAGAGCAAACAUCAGCAGCAUCAUCACGCUUCGUCUUCGCAUCACCAGCAGCAGCAACAUCACGGACAGCAGCAGCAACUGGGCCAGCCGGACAGACAUCACGUCCAUCAUCACGAUUUGCUGCAAGCCGCCGCUACGGCCAACUACGCGGCCGACAUCAGCAAAAUGGCCGCCAAGAGCCUGACAUAAAAGCUUUUCAAAUAGCCCAGGUGACAACAACAAAACAUUCACAUAAUAAUCGCCAUUGAAACAACAAAACAAAGAGAUAAGGCGGCCAACCACUAUCCGAUUAUUAUUAUUUUUUUUUUUUGAACUACUUCCGUUUCAAUCCAAUACCCUCACGCAUACGUAUACUCUAUGACACUCCCAGUGAAGUUAUUAUUUGAUACUCUUUGAUGACCACCUCGCGAAAAAAAAAAAGAAAUGCGCCAACAUUUCUGCACCUCCCAGUCCACCCACUUUUUUUUUUUUCAUUUGACAUUUUUCUUUUUCGUAAUAACUAUUUCCCAUUUUUUUUUCCCCUUCUUUUUUUUUUUAUGUGUAUGUGGUACACAUUUAUAUGUUUUUUUUUUCCGUUUCUUUUGACCAACCAAAAGAACGACCGUCGAACGCACACACAAAAAAAAAGGGACGGUAAUAAUUGCUUUGCCGGAACCGCAUUAUCUGUGGGCGGAACCGAUUUUUCUUUUUUUUUUCUUUUUCUUGAAGCGCCGCAUAAUCGAAGUGGUGAGCUCUCGUUCCCUCCAUUCUGUUACCACAACAUUUUUCUUCUUUUUUUUUUCUCUCUUUUUUCCCGAACCUCAUCAACACCUGGAGUCGCCCAUUUUGAACAUUAAAGAAGAAGAAGAAGAAAAUGAGCGGCUUCAUUGCGGCGCAUCCUGUCGCUUUUAUUUCCGUUUCUCCAGCAGGGAGUCCAGAUCAAAUCCGCCGGCUUAAUGUUAUAAUCCAAAAAAAGAGAAGAAGAAGAAGAAGAAAUUCCAAAGGAAAAAAAAGGGGGGGGGGGAAAACACACGAAAAGAAGAUAACUAAUGUGACUUGUAUGCACCAACGCCAUCUGAAAAAAAAAAAAGAGGAACACCUUCCAAACCACAGACACGACACACACAAAAAUAAGGGAAGAACUUUGAACUGCUUUUUACUACAAAAGCCCUCGGCCUUCUUCCCCCUUUUUUUUUUAAAUGUAAUUCUACAUCUCUCAGUUCACUUGACUCCCCUCCACCGAUUGCCAUUACCGCUACCUUCCUCUCUCCUUCCCCUCUUUCCCCGUUGGAAACAAAUGGCCACCACCACCGCCAGUUCUUUUCUUUCUAUUCACGGUCGGACAGAGACACAUCCAUCACCAUUUGUUGUGGACGAAAGGAAGAUUUUUUUUGUUUUGUUCGUCCGUCUCCCGAUGCCGUUCCAGGCCGUUUGAUCCAUCUCCUUCUUUUGUCUCUUCUCAACACGACUCCCGAUGGACUGCCUAUACUACACCCACCGGAAAAGAGGAAGACAAAGAAAACAGAAGAAAAAAAGAGAAAAAAAGGAACGUGAGCAUAUACACACAGACACAUUUGGAUUCCACCCCCCCUUUCUACACACUCUACUCCGGUUCCAAUCAGCAAUUUGAUUAUCGAUGAUGAGAUGGCUCGAGCGAGAGAUGAUUGCGUGUGAAGCCAUCCGCGAAACGGGCACAAACGGCCUCGUAUAUACCACUAUACUACUAUGCAGUGCUACAGUCCAGUCACAACAAACCCCCGCGGAGGAUCGCCUGUGUAUGUAGAAUGAUUGGUUGGCUCACCGUCGGCCAAUGGCCGUCUCUGGUUCAGUCGUUCGGGGGGCCUGCAGUAUGGACCGGUGUUCAUCGCGUGUACCAAUGCCAUUGACCUUUAUUUUUUAUUUUUGUUUUCUCUCUCUUUUUCUGUCCAUUUCAACUGUCUUUACAAGUUUCUAGAAAAGCGCUGCAAUCGCUUUGAAAUGUUUGAAACGAUUGUUGCGUAUUGUUGGCGUUUUGUGGGUUUGAUUUUCAUAUUCAUAUUUUGGUGCGUGCGAGCGUUGUUUUUCAAAAGAGUUUUUUCUACGUCAACUCGGCGAUUGGGCAAAGGCCAAAGUUCGUCAUUGAAAAAAUUAUCGGGCAUCCCGAUAGAAGCCCCACCUAACCGAGUCAAUCCGAGAAGAAAAGCAAACAGCACGAUUGAGAAAAUAAUGUUCAACUAAACAGGGAAUUUUCACAAAAAAUACGUAAAUUGAAAAAAACACAAAUUUUAGUUAGUGGUUGGCCCGUCCCUCCCCCCCCUCCCCUCUUAAACACUUAUAUACGUAAUGUUCUGAUCUGUGUUGCGCGAAACUAUGAAUACGUAAAAAGAAAAUGUAGUCAUCACAAUUAAGCCGAAUGCGCGAUGAUGGCGAUUUCAGGAGCUUCGUGAUCCUGUUCAAUUCUUUUUUUUUUUUUGGUGAGGCAUUUUGUUGAAAAACUUGGAAGAGCGGAAAAUAUCCGCUAAAAUUGAUGAACUUAUUAUACGUAAAAGAAAACAUUGUUGUUCAAACUUUGUUUUUGAAACCCUUUUUUUUUUAUUUUUCUAUCCGAUCCGGGAUGGAAAAACAAAAAAAGGAACGAGACAAACAAAAAAGAAAAGAUAAAUGGAACAGAAAUACGUAAUGCAUUUGUACAACCGCUGUUGUUUUCUUUUUUUUUUCCUUUUUUCGAGUUCUUUUUUUUUGGGGCGCUUUUUAUUAUUAUUAUGAUGAUGAUGAUGAUUAUAUUCGCUAACAUUUGUUGUGUUUUGUCCGUGUGUGUGGGUGGGUUUUUCGCCGUCGUCGUGUGUCCGUCUUGUUAUGUAUUCUCGUCCGUGUGGAUGUUUGGGAAUUAUUAUUCGUGAGCGUGCUGACCGUGUGGAUGUCCCGCAAUGCGUGUACCCGCGUGCGUUCGAUUUCUCUCUCCCUUCGCAAUUUCUUUUAUAACUGGAUCGCGUGUAAUAGCCGAUCAGCUGUUUCAUUUUCUUUCUUUCCUAAUCGGCACACAUUUUGGGGGUCAAUUUUCAUGGGGGAGACGUUGCAAUUUCGGGGGAGGGUUGGAAUUAAAAUCAACUUUAAUUGCGCAAUUUUUUUUUUUAAAGAGGGAGUUACAAAGUGGUGAAAGGCGAGGGAUGAAUGGAAGGAAGAAAAGGGUUCAAAAAUGAAAAAGCAAACGUUAAUUAGUUUUUGUUUCUUUCAUUUUAAUUAUUUUUUUCUUUUAUUGAUGGGGGGAGUCCGUGCGGAAGCUUUUCAUAUUUUCAUCCGUCGUUUCCACGUCUCACUUGACUGGCCUUUUUAUCUUUUUUUAUUUUAUUUUACAGCUAUUGAGCCAUUCCCAUCCGCCCAUUUCACUCUCGUCAAUCGCCACUUUCUCGCAACACCCUUUUCUAUAUUAUUAGUAUUAUUAUACAUAUAGAUCCUUCAACUGUUCAAUAGGAAUAUUUACUCAUUUUUCAGUAUAUCUACAGUUAAAACAAACUAAAGUUUAGCAAUUCGCUUGUGAUAGGCCAACAAACAAACCCGCACACACAACAUUUUUUGAACUGCCCUCGUUCACCUAAAAUCUCCUUUCACCUAUUAUUAUUUUUAUUCUGUAGCCAAUUCAGUAUUGUUUUUAUCUGUGUUUUAUUUAUUUUUUAUUUUUUUUUAUUCAAACUUUCAUUUUGGGGCUUCGUUUUUACACGCGCCUCAAACAGACCGUUCGAUUGCGUAACCAAUGCCGUCACGUUUCUAACGUAUCUCCUUUUCGGGAGUUCCGUGAUUCUCUCGAAAAAAAAUGUUUUAAUUCUUACAAAAAAGAAAAACAAAGGCAAUCCCCUCCCUCUCCCCCCCUUUUGAAGAAAGAAAUCCUGCGAGUAUACGUCAUUGUGAUUGUGUACUACAUCUGUGCGCCCAUUUAUGUCUUCACCCUUCAUUUCUCUUCCCCCACUUUAAAUUUUGGUCCCGAUGAUUCCAAUUUCAAUCGUGAAAAAAACCCGCCAUGACAAACAAAGCAAACGUUAUCCCUUUUUUUUGUGUUGAUGAUUGAUGAUAAUAACGCAAAUACGUAAACAUUCGAGACCGAUACCAAAGGUCUCGAGCCAGUUAUUAAAAUUAGACAACCAAAAAGUAAACAAAAAUACGUACAUUGAUGAUCGUCCGUGAUGAUCAAGUGAACAAGUGUUUAAUUCAUUUAAUCUGUUUGUUUUUUCUUUAAUUCUUUUAUUUUAUUUUUUGAAUGAAUUCGAAUUGUUCUCCUAUAAUCGUCGCAACCCAACACAAAUGCAGGCUAAAAAGAAACGAAAAUACGUAAAACAUUGAGAUCAAUACUCGAGAGUAUCUUAUAGCCUUAUAAAGGUGUUUUUUUUUUUUCUAACUUUUUUUUUUCUGUACUAAUUCCUUUGCAAUUGAGUUUUUUUGUUGUUGUUGUUGCUGUUGUUGUGUAUGUUUCAUUUUCUCGGUAGGUUCUUGUUGUUCGCUCCCCCGGGUGAUUGAUUUUGUCUUGGUAUGAAUCCCGCUAAUUAACUUGUAUUUGUUUUUUAAAGAUUAUGGGGGGGGGGGGGAAGCAUUUAGAGGCCAAUGCAGGACUUUUGUACUAUCGAAGCGUCCGAGCUAAGUUUUCUUUUUUUCUUUCUUUGUUCUUACAAUUAAAACCAACAAGGUUUUUGUUUUUGACUUUUCUAGGAAUAUCUGAUCAUGUUAUGAAUGUCUGUUGAAUGACUAUUUUCCUUCAGUUAUUUUUUCAUUCGUUUUUUAUUUUUGAAUAGGGAAAUCAACCGAGGGAUGAAUCUUUUCAAGUAAAUUGAAACCUCAUCACAUCUUUUUUUUUCUUUUUCUUUUUUUGGUUUUUGUUUAAAGAACAAGUUUUCGAUAGUGCGACGGUGUCUCUUUGCGUGAAUGCGUGCGUGUCCCGGAUGAUUUAAAAAAAUGUUCAAGUUUAGAAAAAAAAAACGAAAAACCUCUCGCGACCGAAUUAAAUUGUCAUCGUUGCUUCUAGACAUUCUUUCAACUCUUUUGGUUCUCCUCCUUUUUCCCUCUGACUCUGUCUCUACGCGUUCGUCAGACGCACCGCUUCUCACGUAGCUGGUUGUCUAUAAACGGAGUAGGGAAAGGGAGAAAAAGUGGAGGAUCUUUGAAGAGAAAAUGGAAAGAGAAACGAUGACCCCCCACGCAGACAGCUUUUUUCUCUUUCUUUCUAGACAAACAAAAAAAAAAUGAGAAAAGAAAAGAAAAAAAAAAGGAC